Messenger RNA from Microbotryum saponariae, 1992 nucleotides. The record is from the annotation of a GenBank genome assembly. Lineage: Eukaryota; Fungi; Basidiomycota; Microbotryomycetes; Microbotryales; Microbotryaceae.
AUGGCACCACGUCGUCGCGACUCGUUCACACCAGGACAAGGCUUCCUCGAUGAUACCACAGUCAGUACAGCCAUCUCCCGCAGGCCGCCGGGGUCAAUCUACAGAGCCCCCUUGCGGAACAGCCACUCAUUCUCGGCUUUCCCCGCCUCUGUUUCUCUAGAACACCUACCGCCCUUCCUCCUCUUCUUCCUCCUCCUCCUCCUCCUCCUCAGCCUCACGAACCAAGUCCUUGACCCAGGCCAGGCUCUUCGGGAUGCACAAAGCCGCGAUCAUCACACCUCGAGCAACAUCCGCGGCCCGCGCCUCUCGUUCGACGACGACCCGCACGAGAAUGACGACGACAACGAGAUGAUGAUGUUGGGCGAAGAGGCGAGGAGGAAGAAGAAUAGGGUUUGGACAGGGGGCAGGGCACAGUUGGAUUUGGUGCCGUUGCGGGAUUGGGAGGAAGAUCAAGCAAGGGAAGAGAAGGAGAGGGAUAAGGGAUGGAGCUCGGCGACAGCGGCGGUGGAGGCUGAGAGCAAGGGAAAGAAGUCACUCGAGAUGUUGGGUGACGAGGAAAACGUGGAGAUCCGACACCGUGUGCAACACUCUACACAGUCUCGACUCGACCGCCCCAUGUCCGCCUCACCUUCCGACCCGGAGACCGAAAACGACGAGCCGUUCCCUCUGUCUGCGCGAUCCAAGCCUCGGAUGAUCGAAUCCCAACCUUCCUUUGCCGACUCGAGCGAAUCCGACGCUGGGGAAUACCUGCAACAAUGUCUCGUAGGAGGAAGAGGGGACGAGCUCGUCCCGUCCUCGAGUCCGGAUGCGAAGGUUCUCGUUUGCGAUUCCGACGAAGAAACGCUUGAUCGAUUGGCGUAUCAAUUUGGAAGGGGAGGCGUCGACGAUUCGGGCUUUGCGGAGUACAAUGAUGAUGGGGAGGAAGAUGGAGGAUGUGAAGAAAGGGGAGAUGUGGGAAUGAUCCUUCCGAGUUCUCAACCCCGGUUGGACGAGGUGACGACCUUGGAACCGGAGAAGAGGAAGGCCGUCGGGUUGGAGAGGAGCGAGUCGUCGAUACUUAUGCCGCCCCCUCCAGUACCAGUUCGUCAACAAGCUCGACAAGUCGUCAAAAUGGAGGAGGUACCGCCACCUCAAGCCAGGGACGAAGUUUCUUUCGACGAGAUCGAAACUCAAUGGGCUGUCCACUCGCCGAUCAAGUCCCGACCCACCGCGACGCACGAGACAAUCCCUAAUCGACCCUCGACAUGGUCCUCUCUCGACGCAGCAUGGCAAGGAGCACGGCCCCUGACACCUCCUCCGCCACCUGAACCAAGACAAGCGAAUUUGCUCGAGUUCUUCUCUAAGACUCACGAGGCGAGAGGGGACGAAGGGGAGGAGGAUCAAGAGAACUGGAUCAUUGAGGACUCACAACCUGGUUUGUCGAUACCUUUGGGUCAGCAUGAAAUGAGGGCUUUUCAAGCUGCGUUGAUCACGACGCGUGAGAUGGGGAAGAAGAAGAUCCGAGGCGGGAACGGAUUGGGAGGGAUUGAGGAAGAAGAAGAUAUUGAGGAGGCGGAGGAAGAGGUCGAUGAGGUCGAGGUGCCCUCUUCGGAUCAGGAGGAUGGGCCUUGGUCACCUUUAGGAUCGCCUGUCAGGAUGAGGUUCCCUGGAUCGGGGAUUGCCAAGGAAACGGAGAUGGUGCAGCUGGAUGCCGUGGAAGAGGAGGACGGAAAGGAUGUUAGGGGAGACGAUGAUGCCGAGAGUGUUCCCGAAGCAGAAGAAUUAGGAGACGAUUCAAUGGACUUCCUCCCCCCUCUCCCCUCGUUCCCGCCAUCGAGUCAGAUGUCGUCGACUCAGAGGGAUCGGAUCAAGAGUCGGGAAGGUAGCGGCGAGAUGGAAGAAGCGGAACGGGAGGAGACGCAGUGGGAAAGUUAUUGGACGGUGGAGGCGGUCGAACCGUCGCCCUUUCAUGCGUUGAUGGAUGAUGAUGAAGAAGAGGACGAGAACGUGUAG